This is a messenger RNA of Clarias gariepinus (North African catfish), 3086 nucleotides long. It is a transcript of the gene brsk1b, whose product is annotated as BR serine/threonine kinase 1b. The coding region runs from base 124 to 2697 and encodes 857 amino acids. Gene Ontology annotation, molecular function: tau-protein kinase activity; ATP binding; protein serine/threonine kinase activity. Gene Ontology annotation, cellular component: cytoplasm. Gene Ontology annotation, biological process: protein phosphorylation; microtubule cytoskeleton organization; intracellular signal transduction. The transcript has 19 exons. The record is from RefSeq and is a predicted model, not a curated record. NCBI's taxonomy places the organism in Eukaryota, Metazoa, Chordata, Actinopteri, Siluriformes, Clariidae.
CCCCCCACCCCCCGUCUGUAAUGUCGGACAGGCGCGUGACGUCAUCACGCAGGACGCACUGACCCGGAAGUUCCAGUGAUUCCCUUAAUUGUCCCUCAUUAGAACUCUGAGUCCCUGAGCAUCAUGUCCAGUAAAGAGGUGUCGAGCAGCCACCCGGCCCAGUACGUGGGUCCAUACCGCCUGGAGAAGACACUGGGCAAAGGACAGACAGGUUUGGUGAAACUGGGUGUCCACUGUAUUACAGGACAGAAAGUGGCGAUAAAGAUUGUAAACAGAGAGAAACUCUCAGAGUCUGUUCUCAUGAAGGUGGAGAGAGAGAUCGCCAUUCUGAAGCUGAUUGAACACCCUCACGUCCUCAAACUGCACGAUGUGUACGAGAAUAACAAAUACCUGUACCUGGUGCUGGAGCACGUGUCCGGAGGCGAGCUGUUUGAUUAUCUGGUGAAGAAGGGACGACUGACUCCUAAAGAGGCGCGAAAGUUUUUCAGACAGAUCAUCUCCGCCCUGGACUUCUGUCACAGUCACUCCAUAUGUCACAGAGACCUGAAGCCGGAGAAUCUGCUGCUGGACGAGAAGAAUAACAUCCGUGUGGCCGACUUCGGCAUGGCGUCUCUGCAGGUGGGGGACAGUCUGCUGGAGACAAGCUGUGGGUCUCCUCAUUACGCAUGUCCUGAGGUCAUUAGGGGGGAGAAGUAUGAUGGUCGUAGGGCAGAUGUAUGGAGCUGUGGUGUUAUCCUCUUCGCUCUGCUGGUGGGGGCGUUGCCCUUUGACCACGAUAACCUGCGGCAGCUGCUGGAGAAGGUGAAGAGCGGAGUGUUCCACAUGCCCCACUUCAUCCCCCCGGAGUGCCAGGCUCUGCUCAGGGGCAUGAUCGAGGUCAACCCCGAGAAACGCCUUACGCUUGAAGCAAUACAGAAACACCCGUGGUAUCUCGGGGGUCGUAACGAGCCGUGUCCGGAGCAGCCCCCCCCCAGACGAGUGUGUGUGAAGAGGAUCGUCUCUCUGACGGACCUGGACCCUGACGUGUUGGACAGUAUGCACUCUCUGGGCUGCUUCAGGGACCGAGUCAAACUCACCCGAGACCUGCAGUGUGAAGAGGAAAACCAGGAGAAGAUGAUCUACUACCUGCUGUUGGACAGGAAGGAGCGCUACCCCAGUUAUGAGGAUGAAGAUCUUCCACCCAGGAAUGAUAUCGAUCCUCCCCGUAAGCGUGUGGACUCUCCCAUGCUGACCCGUCAUGGCCGCUGCCGGCCGGAGAGAAAGAGCCUGGAGGUGCUGAGUGUGACGGACCAGGGCUCCCCGACUCCGCCUCGUCGCGCCCUUGACACCUCCGCACACAGCCAGAGAUCUCGCUCAGUGAGCGGCGCUUCGACUGGUCUCUCCUCCAGUCCCCUGAGCAGCCCGAGAAGUCCGGUUUUCACCUUCAGCCCGUCCGAGGUCGCCUCCGCCUCCGCCCCCCAAGCCAAAGAUCCCAAAGCGGGAAGCGGCCCCGCCCCUCGGGCGGCCCAGCGCGUGUCCGACCAAAAGACCCAGACGCUCCCAUCCAAGGCGGCGACCGAGCGGCCGCAUCUGCAGUCUAUGAAGUCCCUCCCCCUGCAGACGCCGCCCUCCCCCUCCCCUUCCCCGUCUCCACUCCUCUCCCCCAUGCCUCGUUUCUUCUUCUUCCCCGCUCCCUCCGUCCUGAAGUCCGUCACUAAGUCAAUCUAUCCUAACUCUGCCCAUGUGUCGCAGGUCACGCCCCAGGAUUCCCCGCUUCCCACCCCCCUUGGAACCCCCCAGCACCCCCCUCCCACUCCACCGUCCUCCUCUUCCUCUUCCUCCUCCUCGCGGGCUGAAGGGGGCGGGGCCGGCAGCAGCGCAGGGGGCGGCUCCCUGUCUCUCACACCCCCCUCCAGCCCUGGCGCAGGUGGAGGAAUGGCUGCUAGCAGCUCCGCCCACUGGAGGAGUCGUCUCAACUCGUUCAAAAAUAACCUGCUGGGUUCACCGCGCUUCCAUCGCCGCAAGCUGCAGGUUCCCACAUCAGAGGACAUGUCGAGCCUCACGCCGGAGUCCAGCCCAGAGUUGGCUAAAAAGUCCUGGUUUGGGAACUUCAUCAGUCUGGAGAAAGAGGAGCAGAUUUUUGUGGUGAUCCGAAACAAACCCCUGAGCUCCAUCAAGGCUGACAUCGUCCACGCCUUCCUCUCAAUCCCGUCUCUCAGCCACAGCGUCAUCUCCCAGACCAGUUUCCGUGCGGAGUAUAAAACCGCCGGGGGUUCCUCCGUCUUCCAGAAACCCAUAAAGUUCCAGGUGGACAUCGCCUUCUCCGAGGUGGAGAGAGAGAGAGACAGAGAGAGAGACAGAGAGCGGGAGGGGAAGAGGGAGAGUGGAAUCUACAGCGUCACCUUUAGCCUCAUCUCAGGUCCCAGUCGCAGGUUUAAGAGAGUGGUGGAGACGAUCCAGGCUCAGCUUCUCAGCACUCAUGACCAGCCCUCGGUGCAGGCGCUCGCAGAUGAGAAGAAUGGGGUCUCCUCACACCCCCCUCCCACUCCCACUCGCCAGAACUCACGCCGCUCUGAAGGGGGCGGAGACCGCACCGAGAGGGCGGAGCGUGCAGACGGGGCGAGUACAGGCGGCAGCGGCAGCGUCAUCCAGCGCAAAGGGUCGGGCAAGGACAAGACCCGCCUCCUGUCGUCCAACGGAACGCAGUCUCAGCCUUGAGAGAACUCUAUAGACGUGGUGCUUUGGACUCUCAGCCCACUACACCCCCUCCCCCCCCCCACCCGGAAAAUCCCACAAUCCCCCAGUCUCUCACCCAGACUCACCAGUAAAACCUGUAGCUCCAGUGCAGCUGGGAGAAAACUCGGAGCGUAUAGACCAGGAAAAUGCUGAUGUAACUCACCGACACCAUGAAUCACACACACACACACACACACACACACACGCACACGUGAUGAUGUCACUCGGCAGGAGCGUGCAGAGCAUCUCAACUCCAAACACACUUGAACAACGUUAAAUAAUCAGCACUGAGCAUCUGAAGGCUGCGUUCGUUAGUCUCUCAUCACCUGGACGGAGGUGUGUGUGUGUGUGUGUGUGUGGGGGGGGGGGGG